UCCCUGGAUGGCAAACGAUACGUGCCUUCCUUAACGAGGUGAAAAACUUUAUCACAUAGGUAUUAUCCCUUACCGCACCACGUCACCAUGAGCCUGCUCUACUCGAUCCAGUAUUCGGACUAUUUCAACAAAUCCUGGCGAAAUGAAUCCACACUCGCGGGGGCGGCAAACGACAGUUCCCCCUCGCCGCCGUUCAUCGGUCCCGGCUUGAUGCUGAACGAAACGUACGAAAUCUACGCACCAAGCUAUCCGUACGUGUCCUCGACGGAGGAGCAAAAAUACAUCGACCAGUUGAGUGAACGACUACGGAAUGGCUCAAAUUUCACGUUCUACGGCGAUCCAAUCGGGGAGUGCACCAACGGGGGCUACUGGGGCGGAGUGUAUUUUGAAAUCACCAGCUACUUCCUGUACGUGCUGAUCUUCGUGACGGCCGUGAUCGGCAACUCGAUAGUGCUGUUCAUCGUGCAGUCCAACCCGCGGAUGCGAACCGUGACCAACUACUUCAUCACCAACCUGGCCGUGGGCGAUCUGACGAUGACGUUGUUCUGCGUGCCGUUUACGUUCAUCUCGUCCUUGGUUCUGCAGUACUGGCCAUUCGGAUUGGGCAUGUGCCGGUUGGUGAACUACACCCAGGCGGUUUCGGUGCUGGUUAGUGCGUACACGCUGGUGGCGAUCAGUGGCGAUCGUUACAUUGCUAUCAUGUGGCCCCUGAAGCCGAGGAUCACGAAGACGUGUUCCAAGGUGUUAAUUGGAAUUGUGUGGUUCAUAGCGUUGAUUACGGCUGCUCCCAUAGCGAUCUUCUCAACGCUCAUUCCACCGUCGGAGUAUCAUAUGAUGUGCGAUCUCAAAAUCUGCAAGGAAGAGUGGCCCUCGAAGGAACAGGAGAGCUACUACACGACCACCGUGCUGAUAACGCAGUUCGUGAUACCGCUGCUGGUGCUGAUCUACACCUACACCCGCAUCGCCAUUGUAGUCUGGGGAAAACGGCCCCCCGGCGAGGCGGAAAAUUCCCGGGACCAGCGGAUGGCCAAAUCGAAGCGUAAGAUGAUUAAGAUGAUGGUCACAGUGGUGAUCGUGUUCACCAUCUGCUGGUUGCCGUUCAACCUUCUAAUGAUGGUGGACGUGGACACCAAUUGGGAUCUGCUACCGUACUUGUGGUUCGCCUUCCACUGGUUGGCCAUGUCACACAGUUGCUACAAUCCGAUCAUCUACUGCUACAUGAAUGCCCGCUUCCGGUCCGGGUUCAUCCUGGUCCUGCACGGGGUGCCCGGUCUUCAACAGCUGUGCUGCUGCAUUCGGCACAAACCGAGCCAACUGGCACGCAAUGUCGGUUCCAGCGUGGCCCUCGCCGGAAUCGAUGAAGUAUCGCAUCUGCAUCGAGUUAACACAUGCACCACAUACAUAAGCACCAGGAGGAAGACCAAUCUCAACAUGCAUCACCAGGUUCAAUCGACGGAAACAUCCCUGCUGCGGUGAUACAACCAGCAAAGCUAUGACUGAAGACCGGCCGCUGCCGUCGCCAUCAUUCCCGGCAAAGGUGAACGUCCCACCGCCGACGCCGCCGCUGCCGGACAACGAGACCGGAAACCAGAAACUGCUACUGCUGCCGCUGUCGUCGUCCCAGGUGGAAACAGUGGAAUUCUGGUCGCCACCGCUGCAUUCGACAGAUCCAACGCAGAUGGUGGUGUUGGCGACGGAACGACAAAUCCACCACCUGGGCAGCAGGCAGACGGUCGCAUCCGCUAGGAGGAAAUGCUCCGGGCGACGGCACACGGACCAAUGGUUAUUCAAUAAGGAGGACGGAAUCGAUUUGCGUGAAAAAUUACUUAAAAUAAAAAUAUAUAUUUAUCAACAAUGUGAAAUUCGCCACCUGG
Ochlerotatus camptorhynchus is the source of this 1874-nucleotide messenger RNA. Its product is annotated as RYamide receptor-like. The coding region runs from base 88 to 1476 and encodes 462 amino acids. Gene Ontology annotation, cellular component: plasma membrane. The record is from RefSeq and is a predicted model, not a curated record. Gene Ontology annotation, molecular function: neuropeptide Y receptor activity. The transcript is spliced from 7 exons. Gene Ontology annotation, biological process: neuropeptide signaling pathway. Lineage: Eukaryota; Metazoa; Arthropoda; Insecta; Diptera; Culicidae.